AUGCUUUCUCUCUUCUUCCAACCCUCUAUGCCUCUGGGAUUCUUCAAUGUUAUAUCUUUCUCGCUGCACUGUCUCAACAGUAGUCCAGGACCCGUCAUCGAUAGCGACAUCUAUGAGCAUCCUCUGCAUCGGCCCGUAAACCUGCUGGACUCGAAUGUCCAUGAAUACGACUUGCUUGACGGUACCGCCUGGACGAACACUUUCAGACUCGAUAUCCUCUCCGAUGGUUACCCGUAUUCUCUCAAUGACACCGAUCUCAGUAUACGCGUCACGCCUCUGAUGCGAGCGAGACGAGCUUCACUUGGUGCUCAUUCGUCUGAUGAACGACCGCUAACUUAUACCUUGCAUGAAACUACUGGCAUCGACCUCCGCCCAGUCAGCGUCACUGGAGACGUAAUAUCUCUCGACGACAUCUAUAACUGGAAGACUGGUGAGAACAACUACCUUGAUGACGUAGGCGACAUGAAGUGCGAUCACUACAAUCAAGUUAUCUUCACCAUGCAGACCAUCCUCCUCGUCGCGUACUCCAUCAACUUCUACACGAUCCCACCCAUCCUCGACAGGAAAGCGCACACCUCAGUUGCUACUGAUUCUUUCGGCUGGGUCGAGGGCGCCAGCGCAACACUGACCUCCAUCUCAAUCUGA
Molecule: messenger RNA, 645 nt
Organism: Desarmillaria tabescens
Lineage: Eukaryota; Fungi; Basidiomycota; Agaricomycetes; Agaricales; Physalacriaceae
Exons: 4
Coding region: 1-645 (214 amino acids)
Source: RefSeq, a predicted model, not a curated record